AUGUCGUCUUCCUCAGCCUCGUACAGCUCUUGUUCCUCUUCGGGCGCCGCAAGCAAGAUACGCCCUAACAAUGUCUGGGUGUACAUUUGAUGCCGAAUGUUGUUCAUGCAGCGUGUCCAUUGCUUGUGAAAUUUGCUUCGCGGACUGAGUUAUCUUUUUGAUGCAGUGGCCCAACUGGAGCGUAGAUGCAAGGCUCUUCCCUUCGCCACCCAGAAUGGCAAGUCAGCGACCUCUACGUACUUCUCCAGCUGGUAGUCGUCGGAGCCGGCGAACGCCAUCAGGUAUGCGCGGAUCUCACCGACAUACACCUGGCCCUCGUGAACCCAUCCUCCCGUGAGACAGUCGUCUGGGGUAGGGAGUUCUUGCCAACUACCGUCCCCGUACCUGUUGAUGGCGUCACCAAAUUUCGCCUGAGUCGUUGC
This is a messenger RNA of Fomitopsis serialis, 422 nucleotides long. RefSeq lists its product as uncharacterized. Lineage: Eukaryota; Fungi; Basidiomycota; Agaricomycetes; Polyporales; Fomitopsidaceae. Bases 161 to 337 code for a protein of 58 amino acids. The record is from RefSeq and is a predicted model, not a curated record. The transcript has 2 exons.